Somion occarium is the source of this 1368-nucleotide messenger RNA. NCBI's taxonomy places the organism in Eukaryota, Fungi, Basidiomycota, Agaricomycetes, Polyporales, Cerrenaceae. The record is from the annotation of a GenBank genome assembly.
AAGCGCUCAUAUAAUCAAGCUCUACGUGAGACUCGUCGAAGGUUGCAACCGCUCUCCCAACACCAAUAUCCUCAGCUUUCCCCCCACUUCUCUUCUAGGAAUUUGUAGCCAUUCAUUGCAUCAUUGCCAAUGGCGACGGUUAAUGGAUCCAGUUACAAUGGAAGCCCGCAGCCCCUUUUCCUCUAUGGAACACUUCUUGCUCCUCCUCUAUUAGCUUGGCUGCUCACGGGAAAUCGCGCCAACACAAAUCUCGUCGCGUCUAUCACCAAACCUGCUCGCCUGUACGGGUACUCACGGACGUCUCUACAUGGUUAUGACUACCCCGCAUUGGUGCCUGCAAGCAAUGCUACCGAUUUUGUUGACGGUCUUCUCCUGCGCCCACAAACAUUGUCGCAGAGGCAGAAAGUCGACAAUUUUGAAGGGGAGACAUACAAGCUCACAACCGUUACGGUUAAUGUCAGUGACGAAUCUGUCGUUGAAGCCGGGGCAUAUGUGUACUGCGGAGACCAUGACCGUGUAGCAGAUGAGCCUUGGGAUCCAAGCACAUUUGUAAAGGAACGACUGGAAGACUGGCUGGAUAUAUUUGACGGCAUGGAAGUAUUGGAUGACGAGGGCAAUUGAGACCACUUACCGUGAAGGAAGUCAGCGACAACCUUUAUAUCCGACUCGAACACAUCACGAGAUAAAUUCAAGACCCGGGUGCCGAGACGGAUACCAGCCAGGACUUAAGCGUAGGCGUCACCAGAAAUGGCGUCAUCUCCAAGAUACACUCUGGAUGAGCAACAAACACAGCGAGACGAAGAACUUUCGAAGAUCGGGAACUGUCAAAGAUUAGACUGGAUAUUGUACAAAAUCAGUUCAUUACUAGUGCCUCCGCAGUCAAAGACCGAACUUGGAUUGUACAAGGGAACUGCUUUGGAUGACUGGACAAAACAGCAAAUCCGAUCAGCAGAAGCAAAACAAUAGAAAUCAAUACUUACGCUAUCAUGCCGGAGUGCAUAUGCAGUUCCACUACAACUGGCUUGCCAUCUUCAUCCAAUGGCGGAGCGAUAUCGAAUGUGUGCAGAACGCAAGCAAUAGUGCUGAAUAGCGAGCUUACGCCAAAAGAGCUACCCGGGCAGAUCCUACGAUUCCAGUCUUCCAAAGCAGGCUAUACUUGGAUCAGAAAUAUCCGGGUUCAAACUUCCAUCUGACUUGAGGAAUCUUUCGGGUCGAAACUGGUCUGGGCAAGGAUAUCUCAGUGGAUUGCGCAGGAUUUGCCUGUCCAGAAUAGUGAAUGCGAGUUCCGCGGGCGAAGACGAAACGUACACCUACCACACAUUCUUUAAUGAUACCGUCAGUACAUGGAUGACAACGGAGACAGGCUUC